This is a messenger RNA of Bursaphelenchus xylophilus (pine wood nematode), 1600 nucleotides long. The record is from the annotation of a GenBank genome assembly. NCBI's taxonomy places the organism in Eukaryota, Metazoa, Nematoda, Chromadorea, Rhabditida, Aphelenchoididae.
AUGGGAAGACGGAAUCUCUUCUGGGGGCUUCUGAUUCUGGGAAUCUGUUUGGCCGAAGCCAGUAAGUGGACUGGGAGUGGAUUUGUUUACUUUAUUUUUACAUUGUAAUGUUGCUUUGUAGGAGUUCGAUUAUCUGUUAGUAAUAAAACCCCCAAAGAAGGAGCUGACACCAAGAAAGACGGGAAAUGUUGCUGUCACAUCUGUUUAGUAAGUCCUGUUUUUAUCUAAUAAGUUUUAUCAGCAUUACAAUAUAUAUGACAUUGCAGGAUUGCCCAUGUUGUUCGUGUAAACAGGAGUAUUUCAAAUCCAAGAGAACACUUCUAGGAUCUGAAGACAGAAAACUCAAUUUUGCCGCUGAUGCUACCCCGUUGACCCCACCGACACAGUCAGGUUCCCCCACAACCGCAGUGGUUACAGCUAAAACUGAUAUACCGAUCACUACUACGACUGGUUCUACAACAACGGAUACAACUACGCUUGCUACUACGACUACACCAUCAAGUACCCCAGAAACCCAACCAACAGCCACUUCGGGCUAUGCUACAACUCCUUGUGGAACCACCCAGCCCACGUACGCGACUCAGCCCACCUAUGCCACCCAGCCUACUUAUGCCACAGCCCCGACCUACGCCACCUCUCCGACCUACGCGACCCCACCUCCCGCUUAUCCGACCCCGCCUCCCUGUGUUACCCCAACCAAUCCCGGGUAUCCAGCCCCAUCUUGUCAAGUCAGCUUGGAAAGAGUCUGUUACCACUGUCCUUGCCUCGGGCAAUGUGCAUUGGUCCCUAGACAACAGUGUAAUUGUAUCGCCAAUCCUAUACAAUAUCAUUGCCGUAAGUGUACCAAAAUAUAAGCAGCAAUGUAAUACAAAUUUCAGAGCCUCCACAACAAAUUCUUGUUGAUUCUCUCCAGAUUAAUGUCUACUAUGGUCAAGGAUUCAAUCUCUCGUCCGAUCUGAACACCUUUGUCUGUCAGUCGUAUCCAGCACCCCCCGCUCCAGGCCCUUACAAUCCAGGGGUUCCAGGAUAUCCCUCAGGCCAACCUUCAGGACAAAACCAAUGGUGGAAUGGUCAGCCGGGAUACAUUCAGCCUGGCCCCGGCCCUUACAAUCCACCAGUGCCAAUCCCCACUCCAGGCCCUCCACAGCCAAUCACCGGUGCUCCUCCCGCUCCACUUCCCCCACAACCACCAGUUCCAAUCACAUUCCCUCCCCAACCUGCUCCAAUUCCCCCAGUUCCCACCCAAAUCCCCUACAAUCCAGUUCCUCCUUUCCCAACCAGACUUCCACCUGGGCCACCAGGUCCUUAUUACCCACAGCCACCAGCGCCUUGGCCUCCAGUUCCCACGGUAGUCCCACCAGUGCCAGUGCCAGUCUACCCCUUCCCUCCAGGUCCACCAGUCCCAAUCGUCAGCACUGUUGUCCCUCCAGUCCCGGUCUAUCCCCUGCCCAAUGGAACCACUCCAGUCUACGCUUCGACCAGUCCAUCUGCCUACGUUCAGCCCAGCUCGACCACCAAGAAGCCCUCCAGUGCUUCAUCGAUCUCUCAACUUCUGACGAUGGCCGUGAUCGUGGUCUCAUUCCUCUUGACAUGCUUCUAA